ACAGCAACAUUAACAUCCCGUAAGUGCGGUCGCGAGGUGAAAGCAGCUGGUGAAGGACAUCAAAAUCUUGGACAAAUCACUUGUCGAUGUACUUUAUUUGAGGAAAUUCAACAAUUGAGAUGUAUGCAAAAACGACUGAAGACUUGAAUGGUAGUAAUGAUGACUUGAUACCUCCGAGAAUGCCAGACAACGCGUUUGGCUACGCACAAUUGCAAUUAGGCGCUGAUGAAGUAAACACCGGGAACGCUCCAUAUUCCGUUGUCUUCAAUGGCAGUCCUGGAAGAACCAAAAAGAAAAACCGCCAAAUAAUUGUCACGCUGCUGCUGAUUCUGCUUGGGUUGCUUUGUGUUGUAUUUAUUGCUCUCUAUGUCUCAAAAUCAAAAGAGCUUGACUCGCUAAAAGGCGCAAGGCCUACAGACAAAAAGUUUUGCUUAACACCUGGGUGUAUAGAUGCUGCAAGCUUUAUGCAAAGUGCAAUGGACAAGACUGCAAAACCGUGCGACAACUUUUAUCAAUAUGCAUGUGGCGGCUGGAUAUCAAAGCAUCCUAUCCCGGAGAAGGAGUCACGUUGGGGCGUAGGUUCAGUGCUUAUGAACGAAAAUCUUUACGCUUUGAGGCACGCUCUUGAAGAACAUGACCGUACGAAGACAAGACCUGCGAACAAAGAAGAUGCUGAGUUGAAAGCAAAACAGUUCUAUAAAGCAUGCAUGCAGAAAGAAGCCAUAAACAAGCUUGGCAAGGCUCCGUUGAUCGAAGUGCUUAAAAAGUUUGAUGAGGUUGGGAGUAAAGGUAGAGAUAAGAAGACAGUGCUAAAGGAAUAUCUGGUUAUGUUGAAUAGAAACUUCAGUAUCAGUGCGCUUUUUAACACCUUCGUUGAAGUUGAUGCCAGGAACUCGUCUCUUCAUAGGAUUCAGAUAUCUCAAUCAGGACUUGGACUUACACAAAGCCGUUAUGCAGCUAAUAUGACAGACAAGGUUAUUUCUGCAUACAUCAAUUAUAUGACCAAAAUUCAUUUGCUUCUUGGAGCUGGAAAUGUGACAAAAUUAGGAUCCCAGAUGGAAGAUGUAUUUAACUUUGAGAAAAGUUUAGCAAAGAUCUUCGUGCCUAGGGAAAAUAUGACCGAAAUUAACAAGAUUUAUAACAAAAUGACAAUUGGUGAAUUCACAAAAAUCUGCAACAUGAUCGAUUGGCUUAGCUUUUAUCAAGAAGCAUCUUUAGGCCUAGCGAAGAUCACAAGCGACACAGAAAUCAUUGUCCUUGCUAAGCCUUACCUGGAAAAACUUUCUGGUUUAAUUGAAAAGACAGAUUUUAAUGUAGUACUCCUUUAUGUUCAUUGGAGACUGUACGCUUCCCUUGCUCCAUAUUUGUCGGAUGAAUUCACUAACGCGAGAAAAGAGCUUGACAUAGCAUCAGUUGGUUCACAUUUGGAACAACCUAGAUGGAAGACAUGCGUUGAACAGACAGACGGUGUUAUUGGCUUCGCGAUUGGAUCGAUCUUUGUCAAGCGUAAAUUUAGAGGGAAAAGCAAGUCAGUGGCUGCCAACUUAGUUGAGGAACUUCGACGUGCUUUUAUCGCAAGCUUACCUCGCAUAGAGUGGAUGGACGAUGAAACUCGCAGAGCAGCUAAGGAGAAGGCCCUAGCUGUGUUCCCAAAAAUUGGCUACCCAGAAAAAAUCAUGGAUCCAGAAAAGUUAACUAGGAUGUAUCAAGGAGUACAAUUUUCAGAAACAAGCUUUUUUCAAAAUAUGCUGAAUUACAGAGAGUGGAUGGCGAAGGAAAACAUUAUCCAACUGACAAAACCUGUAGAUAAAACGGUAUGGUACAUGACUCCUUCGACCGUGAAUGCUUAUUAUGAUGCAACACGAAAUCAAAUAGUAUUUCCUGCUGGUAUUUUGCAGCCGCCAUAUUACGACAUACGAUAUCCAAUGUCAGUGAAUUUCGGUGGAAUUGGUGCUGUCAUCGGACACGAACUUCUUCAUGGCUUCGAUAACUCUGGUCGUCUUUAUGAUAAAAAUGGAAAUUCGGGCAAGCUUUGGUGGACCAAACAUGCCGUGGAAGAGUUCAAAAAGAAAGAAAAAUGCUUUAUCGACGAGUAUGGACAAUACGUUAUCAAGGGAAAGCACAUCAAUGGGAAAGUAACAUUGGGUGAGAACAUUGCCGAUAAUGGUGGUUUAAAGGCAGCUUAUAAUGCUUACAAGGCAUGGGUUAAGAAGAAUGGAGAAGAGCCAAUUCUUCCUGGACUCGAUGCAACUCAUGACCAGUUGUUCUUCAUAUCGUUUGGCCAGUCGUGGUGUACCAGCGCCCGCACUGCUGCUCUUUUGGACCAAUUAGAUACGGACUCACAUUCGCCCGCUAUGGAUAGGGUUCUUGGCUCAAUAUCAAAUUCGGCGGAGUUUGCAAAAGUUUUCAAGUGUCCGGCCGGAAGCAAAUAUAACCCAAAGAAAAAGUGCAAUAUAUGGUAGAAGCUUGCUGGUCAAUGACUGUCCAUGAUGUGAGCAUCUAGUUCUAAUCAUAAGUUUUAAUCAUUGAUUUUAGCUCGGUAGCCCAUGUGGCUGCAGCCUACUCGUGACGUCACUCGACCAACUCUUAUUUGUAGUGUUGAAGAAAUUAUUGCUAAACUGUGUUUUUGGCACAUAAAUUUUGAUUUCUACUAGGUGGGCUUUCAGUAUAGUCAUCAUACUGAUUUCCUAUACGAUUUUAGAUCUCGUAAUUGAAAGCGUUGAGCAUUUGACCGUCUUUGGAGUAAUUUGUAGGCUAGUUACAACACAACCUUUGGUUCUUAUGUCCAAUAGGGUCUAACAUGUAACACGUUCCUACUGAAAUAUUAUGAUAUUAUUAUUGAUAAAUUCAUGAUAAAUUCAUGAUAAAUUCAACACACUAAUACACUCUGCUGUCGAAAUUCCACUUGUACAGCACCAAUGUGUAAUAUGAACCGUAAAUCUAACAAUAUGAACUCAACUUUGAGCUUUUUUGUGUUAUUUCAGCUCAAACCCAAACAAAUUACAAGCUUUGCAAAAGAAAUUCCUCUGGCCUAAUCGAUUUGUUAGUUGAGUUUAUAAUAGCGGAUUUCUUUUCUGUUGAGCACGGAUUCAUUAUUGUUCUCAGGAGAAAUAUCGGUUCAAGUAGCCAUGGUUAACGGAAUGUUUGUUGCACAUUUUUAGGAAACCAAGUCCGGACUAAUGAGAAUUAAGGGCCUUCAUAGUCUUGGUUCAUUGUCACGGAUUGCCGUGUAAUGAUAAUCUCUAAAGGGUAUCUUGCUAGAAUUCACUUGUUUGUCUGUUGGAAAUAAAGGUGCUAAAAAAUUAGUUCUGACGCAGCUAAAAACAAUCCAUUCAUUUGCGCAAAUGGAAAUAAGGUUACACGUGAUGGCUCAGGAUUUCAACAGUGCAAACUACAGUGAAUACAAUACUUUAUGAAAUAUGUCUCCUGUUAUGCAAUCAUUUCCUGGAAUAUACUAGCACGUAAAGAAUGUAAAUACGCAUGUUGACUUAGGUGACUGGUGAAUCGAUCUAAAAGGGUAACGUGUAAAUUGCAAUGUAAAAAUGGAAUCUUGUGCGGUGUGAUGAAUAGGUGAAACAAACAUAAAGUACUUUUUCAAGGAAUAGGUGAAAGUCAUAAGGUCAAUAAGAAGUAGAUUACUUGGUAUGUUACGUAACCUAUGACCAGUUCAGUAUUACCCGUCGUUCCAUUGAGGGUUGUGCUCUUUACCGUAUAUGGAAUGGCUACUAUCGUUUAUGUACAUUUUAGUAAUCUCUUACUGUAUGAAACGAAUUGGUAGUUAUAAAAUCUGACAUUCCACCGACUGUUUUUUUGUGGCAGCUGUUUACAAUGUCACUAAAGAUUAACGCGCAAUCAGCCGAUGUUAAAGCCCUUAUCUCAUCUCAGUAAGGAAUCAUUUUCAAUUGCCUCGAAAGCCAAGUAGAUUAAAAAAAAGCCAAGUAGAUUGAUUUUUGUUAGCUUUUUUAACAAUUUCCAGUUACAUUCCAGUCUCGUUUAUUGUAUAUAUGUUAACUUUCCGCGCUGGCACUUAAAUGAUUACUCGAUUUUCGUCUGUCUGUAUCUUAAGUCGGAUACAAACCUGAUAAGCUUUCAUUUUCUGUUGAUUUUGCUUUCGUUAGCAAGCAUUCUUUCAAAUUAAUUCCUAAUCAUUAGAGUUUAAUUAAAAUGUACAUAUUAUAGCUAAAUUAAAGGCUUAGAUUUUUUGG
Molecule: messenger RNA, 4205 nt
Organism: Rhopilema esculentum
Lineage: Eukaryota; Metazoa; Cnidaria; Scyphozoa; Rhizostomeae; Rhizostomatidae
Product: endothelin-converting enzyme homolog
Biological process (GO): protein processing
Cellular component (GO): plasma membrane
Molecular function (GO): metalloendopeptidase activity
Source: RefSeq, a predicted model, not a curated record